AUGGGCAGCUGUGGUGGAGUCCAAUACCCACCAGAAAUCAAGGAUGUGUUUAACUACCUCAGUGCUGACUCGCCCAUCACUGAGGAGAGUGAUGGGCAGGCAGGAAGAGAGGAGCCAAAAUGCAGCACUCACGGAGGCUUUAUUGCUGGGAAGAAACUGAACAAAAGACUAACUAAACUGGGAGAAUGGAACAAACUAAACAGGUUGGCAGGCUGGCAAACAGAACACACAGCGGAAGUGAGGAGUGUAGUAAGCACCUUCCUGCCUCCUCCCCAGGUGUUCCAGAGGAGGUUGGACGGCUCGGUGAACUUCUACAGACCCUGGGAUCAGUACAAGACGGGCUUUGGUAACGCUGCUGGAGAGUACUGGCUUGGUUUGGAAAAUGUCUUCUACCUGACGCAGAGAAAAAGGUACGAGCUGAUGGUCAACAUGGAGGAUUUUGAUGGAAACAAAGUGUUUGCUCGUUACUUCUCGUUCUCCAUCGGUGGAGAGUCUGACGGCUACAGGCUGAAUGUGUCUGGAUUCACUGAUGGAGGGGCAGGAGAUGCCCUGAAUUUUCACAGCCAACAGAAGUUCUCUACGUUUGACAAAGACCAGGACAGCUCGUCAGUGCACUGUGCAAAAACAUAUCUGGGGGCGUUCUGGUACAACGACUGUCACUUUGCAAACCCUAACGGGGUUUAUCGUUGGGGAGCUGAUGGCACUAUCUUUGCUGUUGGUGUGGCCUGGCACCAGUGGAAGGGUCAUGAUUACUCUCUGAAGACCAUCAGCAUGAAGAUCCGUCCUCUGCAGUUAAUCUACAGAACAAACAAAUGUCUGACAUGA
This is a messenger RNA of Pelmatolapia mariae (spotted tilapia), 825 nucleotides long. Its product is annotated as microfibril-associated glycoprotein 4-like. Gene Ontology annotation, biological process: elastic fiber assembly. The coding region runs from base 1 to 825 and encodes 274 amino acids. The transcript is spliced from 5 exons. NCBI's taxonomy places the organism in Eukaryota, Metazoa, Chordata, Actinopteri, Cichliformes, Cichlidae. The record is from RefSeq and is a predicted model, not a curated record.